AUGGAAUAUUCCUCAAACACAAAAGAUAGCAAAAGCAAAGCACACGAGAAUAUCGAGCAAGUCACAGAUGAAGCGGUAUCCGAGAGAGCCGAUCCGGAGACAAACCAGCCUCAAGAUGAUACGAGUGGCGAUGCAUUGGAAAAAAGACUUGUCAGGAAGUUGGAUUUGUAUAUCCUUCCCAUCCCCUGGUUGAUGUACUUCUUAAGCUCCCUCGAUCGCACCGCGAUAGUGAACGGCAAGCUCGAUGGAUUGGCGGAGCAGUUACAUAUGGAAGGAUACCAAUAUAACAACUGUGUAUCGAUGUUCUACGUUGGUUAUUUCCUCGUCCAAGUCCCGUCGAACAUGAUCAUAACUCGAGUUCCUCCGUCGUACUUCAUGGCAGGCUUUAUGACAGCAUGGUCCGUCACGACGUUAUGCACGUUCCUAGUGCGCGACUAUAUGUCGAUGUUGAUCGCACGCUUAAUCCUCGGCCUUGUUGAAGCACCCUUCUUCCCUGGGAUGAUUUAUAUGUUGAGCAUGUUCUACACGAAAAGAGAGAUCGCCGCGCGGAUGUCCAUCUUCUUCACUGCAAGCAUAGCAGCCGGUGCUUUUUCUGGAUUGAUAUCUGCCCCUAUUUUCGCUCGCAUGGGAGGCGUCUGUGGCCUUGCCGGAUGGCAAUGGCUAUUUAUAAUCCAGGGAUCUCUAUCCACAGCAGUUGCCAUAGUUGGGUUCUUUUUCUUGCCGGACAACCCACUAAAGAACAGGUGGUUAACUCCAGAAGAACGACAACUUGCCUAUGACCGUAUUAUUAACGACAUCACGGACAAGCAUGAAGGUACGACAAGUGUUAUGAAGGGCUGCAAAGAAGCUAUGCUUGAUUACAAAACCUGGCUAUUCUGUUUGACAUUGAACCUUCAAAUUUCUAGUGAUGGGUUCCGGAGCUUCCUACCAACUGUCGUCAAGAAUCUCGGUUUGGACACGACGACAGCCCUCGUUCUUACUUGCCCUCCCUAUAUCCUUGGGGCUUUGGUAUCCAUCGCUCUCUGUUGGUCCAGCGGUCACUUCGACGAACGAACAUGGCAUAUCACGGUUGUAAAAGCAGUUGGAAUCGUUGGAUACGUCAUCAGCAUAGCAACACUUAAUACUGCCGCCCGAUACGUGGGAAUUAGUGAGUAG
Daldinia caldariorum is the source of this 1155-nucleotide messenger RNA. Its product is annotated as MFS transporter. Gene Ontology annotation, molecular function: transmembrane transporter activity. The record is from RefSeq and is a predicted model, not a curated record. The transcript has 5 exons. Gene Ontology annotation, cellular component: membrane. NCBI's taxonomy places the organism in Eukaryota, Fungi, Ascomycota, Sordariomycetes, Xylariales, Hypoxylaceae. Bases 1 to 1155 code for a protein of 384 amino acids. Gene Ontology annotation, biological process: transmembrane transport.